GAAUCCGGAUAUGAUGAAAAUGUUUUAGACCAAACUUUUAUCAAGCGAACCAGCAGAACGUCGAGGACAAUUAGGAGUAAUAUUACAACUCGUCCCGCGCGAUAAUCGGAAUAAAGCGAAUAAUUGGAAACGUAUGGAGAACUUUGGAGAUAUUUGAAUUUACAACUAGUGCUGCAUUUUCAAACGAGAAGGCGUUUCACUAUGGAGGAGGGAUGGGAAUGAGUCAAACUUGAGGCAGGGAGUUGUCAUGUUUGUAAGGGUUAAGGGCUAAGGAGGAAAAGGAGAACCUUCGUUAUCUGUCGUGUAUCUCUCCAAGAGGACUGUCUCAUGUCCACGGAUACCGUCUUACCUCCGGAAGGGCCUGCUGGGCCAGGGGAGAACCUUCAACAGGAGACAAGUCCUCUUCUCCCAAACUCUCACGAUGCUUGUGACCGUAACGAAUCAUCUGAAACUACAAACCCAUCCGGAACAUCGUGUCCCAGAGGCACGUCCACCGAAGUACAAAGUCACGUGACAGAGGGAAACACGGCCUAUUGUGACCCUGUUCGAACUCAACCUCAGCCGCUGCCCCAGACAACCACCUCUGCGCAGGGAGAGCCCGACGAGGGAGGAGAAGAAACUGAUUCUGCCAGCAGUCAAAAUGACCACCAAUCCUCCACCGGCCUGAGUAACGGCAAUGGAAUUCGCCGGCAAUGUACCUGUGGGGUGGAGCAGCACCCAUCGCCCGGCGUCUCCCAGAAGAUGCAGAGCCAGCUUCGUUCCAGCUUGUCGGUCAACAGCGACAGCAGCAGACAGAGUAAGGGAAGCUCCACCGGAUCCCACAAGCCUGGGACAUUACCAGAGGACUGCUGUGUCCACUGCAUCCUGGCCUGUCUGUUCUGUGAGUUCCUGACCCUGUGCAACAUGGUGGUGGCCCAGGCUAGCUGUGGCACCUGCACGUCGGAGGUCUGCUGCUGCUGCUGCGCUGAGGACAUGGGAGACGACUGCAACUGCCCCUGCGACGACAUGGACUGUGGCAUCAUGGACGCCUGCUGCGAGUCCUCCGACUGCCUGGAGAUCUGCAUGGAGUGCUGCGGCAUCUGCUUCCCCACAUAGGAAGGGCCAUGAUGGGAUUGGGAAUGAUGGCCGUAUUGCUACUGUUACCUGUACUUUACACUCCAGCAGAGGGAGGGAGAGGGGGAAGUGGGGUGUGUGACCUAGCAUAUGUGCGUGUGUACAAGUGCGUGCCUUCGAUAUAAGCCUACACAGAGAGAUCUGUUAAUCUACACUGGGCCUCUCUGCCAACAUGGCCAAGCAGGGGCCAAAAAUAGUUUAGAAAUGCUUUUGUUACGUACCACAAGUAUAAACAUGUUUUAAUUAACCAAAGUGUGUUUACUGUUGACAGAUAUGUUAAUCAGCUCUUUAAACAGUAUUACUUUAGAUGCCUUAUUGGAUAGGAAGAUCUCUAUCAUUUCAGGAAUCCUAUCCGACUGACAUCUUUGCCUUUAAAAGUGUUCUUCUUUUUCUCGACCAAACUGUCAAGUCCUGACGAAAAAUCAAAGGAAUACAUAUUUUACUUUGAUAUUUAGCAGCCUUUUAGUGUGUUUAGUAGAGGUCGACCGAUUAUGAUUUUUCAAUACAGAUACCGAUUAUUGGAGGACCGAAAAAAGGCCGAUACCGAUUAAUCGGCCAAUUUUUAUU
Messenger RNA from Oncorhynchus tshawytscha (Chinook salmon), 1680 nucleotides. Its product is annotated as myoD family inhibitor domain-containing protein. Lineage: Eukaryota; Metazoa; Chordata; Actinopteri; Salmoniformes; Salmonidae. The record is from RefSeq and is a predicted model, not a curated record. Bases 328 to 1095 code for a protein of 255 amino acids. The transcript is spliced from 5 exons.